Molecule: messenger RNA, 3980 nt
Organism: Hipposideros armiger (great roundleaf bat)
Lineage: Eukaryota; Metazoa; Chordata; Mammalia; Chiroptera; Hipposideridae
Gene: GABRG2
Product: gamma-aminobutyric acid type A receptor subunit gamma2
Exons: 9
Coding region: 412-1785 (457 amino acids)
Biological process (GO): gamma-aminobutyric acid signaling pathway; chloride transport; monoatomic ion transmembrane transport
Cellular component (GO): membrane
Molecular function (GO): extracellular ligand-gated monoatomic ion channel activity; GABA-A receptor activity
Source: RefSeq, a predicted model, not a curated record
UCUAAAAGAAAAAUCAAAACAAACAAUCCCACAACGAUGGGCCUGGGAGAGCGUGUGUGAGUGUGAGGGGCAUGGGUAUGUGUACGAGUGCGCGCGCCUUUCUCUCUCCCCCAUGUGCCUCCGUGUGUCUCUCCCUGUACCCUGCCCCUCCCUCAGUUAUAUUAUUCCCCCAGACUUGGAAGCCGCUCCUUGAGCUGGCGCUUUGAUGGUAUCUGCAAGCAUUGGUGCUGAUCUUAUUUCUGCCCCCUGAAUAUUAAUUCCCCAAGCUGGCAGCAAUACAUCUCCCCAGUGAGGGGACCUACUAGAGGCAGGUGGGGGGAGCCACCAUCAGAUCAUAAGCAUAAUAAUAAUACAAAGGGGAGGGAUUCUUCUGCAACCGAGAGGCGAGAGGAGGAAAAAAAAAAAAAAGCGAUGAGUUCGCCAAAUAUAUGGAGCACAGGAAGCUCAGUCUACUCGACUCCUGUGUUUUCACAGAAAAUGACGGUGUGGAUCCUGCUCUUGCUAUCGCUCUACCCAGGCCUCACUAGACAGAAAUCGGAUGAUGACUAUGAAGACUAUUCUUCUAACAAAACAUGGGUAUUGACACCCAAAGUUCCUGAGGGUGAUGUCACUGUCAUCUUAAACAACCUCCUGGAAGGCUAUGACAAUAAACUUCGCCCUGACAUAGGAGUUUCUUUCAAACAGGAAUAUACGAUUGAUAUAUUUUUUGCCCAAACAUGGUAUGACAGACGUCUGAAAUUCAACAGCACAAUUAAAGUUCUCCGACUGAAUAGCAACAUGGUGGGAAAAAUCUGGAUUCCAGACACUUUCUUCAGAAACUCAAAAAAGGCUGAUGCACACUGGAUAACCACCCCUAAUAGGAUGCUGAGAAUUUGGAAUGAUGGUCGAGUGCUCUAUACCUUAAGGCUGACUAUCGAUGCUGAGUGCCAAUUACAGUUACACAAUUUCCCAAUGGAUGAACACUCCUGCCCCUUGGAGUUCUCCAGUUAUGGCUAUCCACGUGAAGAAAUUGUCUAUCAAUGGAAGCGUAGUUCUGUGGAAGUGGGUGACACCAGAUCUUGGAGGCUUUAUCAAUUUUCAUUUGUUGGCCUGAGAAAUACCACUGAAGUAGUGAAGACAACGUCUGGAGAUUAUGUGGUCAUGUCUGUCUACUUUGACCUGAGCCGAAGAAUGGGCUACUUCACCAUCCAGACCUACAUCCCCUGCACACUCAUUGUUGUCCUAUCCUGGGUGUCUUUCUGGAUCAAUAAGGACGCCGUUCCAGCCAGAACUUCUUUAGGUAUCACCACUGUCCUGACAAUGACUACCCUCAGCACCAUCGCCCGGAAGUCACUCCCCAAGGUCUCCUAUGUCACAGCAAUGGAUCUCUUUGUGUCUGUCUGCUUCAUAUUUGUCUUCUCUGCUUUGGUGGAGUAUGGCACCCUGCAUUAUUUUGUCAGCAACCGGAAACCAAGCAAGGACAAAGACAAAAAGAAGAAAAACCCUCUUCUCCGGAUGUUUUCCUUCAAGGCCCCUACUAUUGACAUCCGCCCAAGAUCAGCAACCAUUCAAAUGAACAAUGCCACGCACCUUCAAGAGAGGGAUGAAGAAUACGGGUACGAGUGUCUGGAUGGCAAGGACUGUGCCAGUUUUUUCUGCUGUUUCGAAGAUUGCCGAACGGGAGCUUGGAGACAUGGACGGAUACAUAUACGCAUCGCCAAAAUGGACUCCUAUGCGCGUAUCUUCUUCCCCACUGCCUUCUGCUUGUUCAACCUGGUGUACUGGGUCUCCUACCUUUACCUGUAAAGAGAUGCGGGUUUUAUUGAUAUAGGUUUUACUCACGAAAUCUCAUAGAAAGAAUGUGUCCUUUCUAAGUCCACUUAAGUAAUCUUGUGUGUGGUUUAUAACGAUCUGAAUUGGGUUCUAUGUUCUAACCUGGUAAACUGUGUUCAUGUCACUGUUUGCGCCCGGCUCUCCUUUGGUGAGUGUAAUUUGAACUAUAAUAUUUCUGUGUUGCAAACCUGCAAGGCAAAGUGAAAUUAGAGCAAGAACAUUGAAAUAAAAUAAGAUAUUUUCCAGCUACAGUAACUGCGAUAGUAAAACUAUGACUCUUUACAGUAGUGGCAUCUUCAUUCAAUUCAAAAUACAAUUAGAUGCAAAAAGUCCAAAACUAUAUACACUUAUGUUCAUUUGGGGUCAAGUUGUGAUAAAUUUGAUCCCAACAGAAUAUCUCCCUCAUUUCAGACAAAUCAUACCUCACUUUCAAUAUAAGAACCGAGACAAGGAAUCUAUUACACUUCUAUCCCAAGAUAGGAAGAACAUUUCCUCCAUAUCACAUGUACAAUGCUGUAAAUAUUUCAAUAACGUAGAAUGCUUCAAGUUUAAUGCAUGCAUCUCUUUAGAGCCAAAAAUCAAUGGAUUGGGGUUAACAUCAUAAAGCACCAUCUUUUAUUCUGUGUGUGUCUGGAUUAUGAAAGAAUCACAAAUGUCUUUGGGUUAUAAAAGAAUCAUGAAUGUAAUUAUAAGGGUUUCGCUUUGGAAUUGGAGGGAAGCAUUUUCACUACUGUCUCCCUUAUGCAUGAAGAUUGAAACAGCUUAAUUUAUUUCCUUGUAUGACACAUUAAAACAUUUUAAGUAAAAUACAGACUGAAUAUUCGACAUCUGCCACCUCUCAAUAUGCCCAAUUACAUAAAGCAUAGAGUAACUGUAUGCGCUUGCCACUGUUUUUUCUUCUUUUUAGGAUGAUAGAUCUUAAUAGGAUUUACUCCCCAUCUCAACAUCUGCUUUUAGUGAUCGUGAGUGCCUUGGGGACAGUAUCCUUGUCAUUUCCUCUUUGGGUCCUCAACAUCUUGCAUAGUGCCUGGCACGUACGUGGUGUUCAAUGAAUAUUGUUGGAAGUGAACUGGCCCACCUGUGUCUGGUGACUCUCUCUGUGCUGGCCUGGAACCAGCGAUUCAUCUUCUCACAUAGGCAUUGUCAAGUGGUAUUUGAUCUUGUAGAAAUAAACAGAAGGAUCCAAAGAACUUUGGCAAUUAUAUUCAUUAUCAAAAAUUUCUUUUAGCCAAAGCCCAUAUUUCUUUAAAAACAAUAUUCAUGUCCUAUGUUUACAUAUGAAAAAUGAGUCUACUAGGAAGUAAUUAGAGUUUGUGUAUUGUUUUUCCAGGUUUGGGGAUAAGUUAGACUUGACCCUCCACAAACGCACUUGAGAACAUAUGACAGGCAUAAGCAAGAUUCACACUUGUCUAGUGUUCAGAAUGUAGUAUUUUUUGCUCUGUGAAGAGAAAAAAAAUACACUGAAGAUUAAAUUUUAAAAAUAAAAUAACAAAUGAAUGACUUACGAGGAGGCUGAACCUUUGAUUGUGGCCUCAUUAAACCAUAUUCUGAUCAUAUGAAGUAGGUGUCUCAGACAUCGAGACAUCUUCAUGUACUUAUCCCGAAUCCUUAUUUUUCUAAAAUAGCACCCUUUGUCAGUUCUUUUUUUUUGGCAAUCAUUACUCUCAGUCAGAAUUCAGUCACAGCUGGUGAAACUUUAUAGAUAACCUAAAAAGAAUAGAAGAGAGAGUGGCUUUGUUAAUAUAAAUCUAUAUAACGGUAUCAUCAAGUCAACUGGAUGAAUCUUGAAACACAUUUAGCUGCCAAUUUUACAAACCUUUAACAUGUCAGUGCUCUAGUAUAUAACCUCAAACAUAUGUAAAUAGAAUGAAUUAUUUUCUUGUUUUGAAUUGUUAACAUAUUAAAUGUUAACUCUUUGGGAGAGUUGUUGGCAAAUUUGCAAUGGUAAGAAAUGCGUUACUAUUGUCAACUUGAAAUGUAUUCCAUCAUGGGGAUACUCAAAAAAGCUAGCUUUCCAAUUGUGCAUAGUGUUGGCAAUAUGAAUAUAUAAUACGUAUAAUCUAAUUCUUAAUUAUCAGCUGCUCCCUGUCUAUGUAUUUGAAAACCUUUUCGCAAAGGACUUGCCUAACAUGUGGACUUUUACAAUAAAAACGCUGCAUUCUAAUCCA